AUGAACAAGCCCUUAUCUCCUUCUGAUCUCUCCUCCUCUUCCUGUAAAAACCUCCAUUCGCUAAUUCCUCCAGGACCCACUUUCCUUGACCAGUGUUUUCUCUGCUACGAAAACCUCUUGCCUGGAAAAGACAUCUACAUGUACAAAGGGGACAGGGCAUUUUGUAGCGUGGAGUGCAGGUGCAGACAAAUUUUUAUGGACGAGGAAGAGAGUCUUAGCAAAAACCACUGUUCAUUGGCUGCCAUGAAACCAACUUCUUCGUCGUCGUCUUCUACUUCUUCAUCUUCUUCUUCUUCUUCCUCCACGGCUCGUCGUCAACGCAAAGGGGCAAAAAUCCGAGCAGGCGGGUUUGCGUACUGACUACUGAGAGAGAGUAUUAUGAAACUGAGAAAAUGGAUUUUUUUUUUCUUUGGAACUGUAAUCCAGUGUUAACCUGAU
This is a messenger RNA of Juglans regia (Persian walnut), 438 nucleotides long. Its product is annotated as FCS-Like Zinc finger 15. Lineage: Eukaryota; Viridiplantae; Streptophyta; Magnoliopsida; Fagales; Juglandaceae. The transcript is spliced from 2 exons. Bases 1 to 360 code for a protein of 119 amino acids. The record is from RefSeq and is a predicted model, not a curated record.